CUAUACGAGAAAUAUUAGAUAAUCAUACAUCUCUUAAUAUGCAGUCAUGCUUACUGUAAUGCAUUCUAAACGGGCUAGCCCACAUCCCUCUCUGCUUGCAAUAAAACCAUCGCACAUGCAGAUCAGAUGGAUUACCAGCAGCAGCUAGACUAGGAGGAGGCUGUCCUCCAGCCCGCGUGCCUUUCCCCUCUCCCCUCUGCCCCUCUCUUCCUUCGCCGAGAGUCACCCUCCCUUCUCAAGGGCUGAUAAAGCUCACCUAAGCAGCACAACCAACUCAGAGAGACACACACACACACACCAUGUGGCUGACUGCUGUGCUCCGUCUUUGCUGCUGGAGCUUGCUGCUCCUGCCAGCUCUGGCCAGGGCCGAGCAGUGUGACACAGCCCCAACGAGGGUACGACUGCAACCAGCUGGGCCAUGCGAGGGCGAGGGUGAGGAGGACACUUGCCUGUACGAGGUGGUCCUGCCCCCACUGACCCUGAUGCUGCCGAGGGAGUUUGGGGAGCCGGCCUGGAUGAGAGCAGAGCUGCGCAGGCUGCAGGAGGAGGUGAGGCGCCUGAGGGGGUGCUGUGACGAGGACGUGCGGAGAGGAGAGCAGGGAGAGGAGCAGUCGCACCACCACUGGCAGGAGCCACACGUGGUCACCAUGGUGGACAGAGGACGAGCGGGCCGAGAGAACACACAGAGAGGACACACAGGCGGACCAGGCCACACAGCCGCUGACCCCAUGGACACUCAGAACGUGGAUUUGAAUAGUAGGGGGGACAAGAACAGAGUUGCUGUUUCUCAAGGGACAACUGACCCCUCCCCUAUGAAACCUAAUGGAGAUACAUCAAACACGUUCACUAAUGGACAGAAGAUGGACAGUGUAACGAUAACAUUGGACAUGGGCCAGUCGACUACUACAGGAGGCAAGGGGGACACUGGAACAAGAAGUGUCGAUCCCGUGGACACUUGGAGACACACACACAGGGGGGACAAGGACAGAGUUGGAGUCACUGCCACUCAAAACACAACCGGCCCCUCCCAUCUGAAGCCUCAUGGGGAUAAAUCGAACACAUUUACUAAUGGACAAAAGACGGACGAUGUAAAGACAACGUUGGACUUGGGCCAGAAGACCCCUACAGGAGUGAAGGGGGACAGUGGAACAAGAGAUGUGGAUCGCAUGGACAGUAGGGGAGACACACGCAGGGGAGACAUGGACACAGUUGGUGACACUCAAGAAACAACAGUCUCCUUCCCUAUGAAGCCUCAUAGGAAUACAUCGAACACUUUCACUAAUGGAGAAAAGAUGGACAAUGUAAGGACAGCUUUGGACUUGGGCCAGUCGAUCACUACAGGAGUGAAGGGGGACCGUGGAACAAGAGAUCCUCAUUUUGGAGAUACACAUGUGGGUAAUAAAAGUGGACGGGCAGAGAAAAAGACACCCUCACACAUUACAAGCACUACUGCACAGUCUCGAUCCACUGAGCCAGCAAGGCCAAAGGUGAUCAAGGUAAGUGAAAUUACCUCUCCGCAUAUGGACACAAUAGAGUCAGCACAGACUUCUGCAGAUCAAAGUAAAACCCCUGCGGAGUUAACCCCAGUGAAAAAUACUAAAGGACUGAGAAAACCCAGUGAGAGCAGGAAUAUGCUACACAAGAAUAAAUCUAAAGUGAUGGAUGAUGGUUUAACAAAAACUGACAAGAAGCCUGAGCUGACGCAAAGUCCUGAUGACAGUGACAGAGAAACAUUGCCCUCAAGCCCAACAACUGAGCAAGAUGGGGAAACUAGUAACAUGGCUGGGGAUAAGUUCAAAGGUCGAGUCAAUGUCACAAAGACAGGAAGCAGUAGUAAGGAAGAGGAUUUUAGUCUGCCCAUCCCAAUGGGUUUGAAUCACUCCAGUGUGAGGGAGACACCUCAGAAACCCAGUGUAUGGACAAGAGACAGGAGUGAUACGAAGACACCUCAGAAACCCAGUAGUGUAUGGACGACAGACAACAGGGGUACAACACCACAGAAACCCAGUGUAGGGACAAUAGACAGCAGUGAUACGAAGACACUUCAAAAGCCCAGUGUAAGGACAACAGACAGGAGUGAUACGAGGACAACAAAUAGAACUGACACAAGGACACCUCAGAAACCCAGUGUAGGGACAACAGACAGGAGUGAUAGGAAAAUACUUCAGAAACCCAGUAGUGUAGGGACAACAGACAAGAGUGAUACAAAGACUCUUCUAAAACCCAGUGUAGGGACAACAGACAGAAGUAACAUGAGAACACAUCAGACACCCAGUGUAGAGACUACAGACACGGCUGACCCAAAGACACCAGAUAGGAGUGAUAUAAGGAUACAUCAGAAACCCAGUGUAGGCAACAGUGAUUUGAAAACAUCUCAGAAACCCACUAGUGUAGGAACAACAGAUAGAGGUGACACAAAGAUGCCAGAUAAGAGUGAUAUAAGAACACCCCAGAAACCCAGUGUAGGGACAACAGACAACAGUGAUAUGAAGACACCUUAUAAACUCGGUGAGGGAACAACAGAUAUGAGUAAUACUAAGACACCUCAGAAACCCAAUAGUGUAGGGACAACAGACAGGAGUGAUAUGAGGACAACAGACAGAACUGACACAAGGACACAUCAGAAACCCACUGCAGGGACACAUGACAGGAGUGAUAGGAGAAUACUUCAGAAACCCAGUAGUGUAAGGACAACAGACAAGAGUGAUACAAAGACACUUCUAAAACCCAGUGUAGGGACAACAGACAGAAGUAACAUGAAGACACCAUACAAACUCAGAGAGGGAACAACAGACAAGAAUGAUCCGAAGACAAUUCAGAAACCCAAUGCAGGGACAACAGACAACAGUGAUGCAAAGACACUUGAAAACCCCAGUAAUGUAGGGACAACAGAUGGGAGUGACAUGAAGACACUUCAGAAACCCAGUGAAGGGACAAUAGACAGGAGUGACCCAAAGAUGACAGAUAGGAGUGACAUCAGUACACCUCAGAAACCCAGUGUAGGGACAACUGGCACGAGGACACCUUAUAAACUCAGUGAGGGAACAAUAGUCAACAGUGAUACAAAGACACCUCAGAAAUCUGCUAUGGAGACAACAGACAGAACUGACACGAGAACACAUCAGAAACCCAGUGUAGAGACAACAGACACGGCUGACCCAAAGACACCAGAUAGGAGUGAUAUAAGGACACAUCAGAAACCCAGUGUAGGCAACAGUGAUUUGAAAACAUCUCAGAAACCCAGUAGUGUUGGAACAACAGAUAGAGGUGACACAAAGACAGACAGCAGUGACACAAAGAUGCCAGAUAGGAGUAAUAUCAGGACUCAUCAGAAACCAGACGGCAGUAAUACAAAGACACUUCAAAAACCAAGUAGUGUAGGGACAACAGACAACAGUGACAUAGGAACACCAGAUAGAAUUGAUAUGAAGACACCUCAGAAACCGAGUAGUGUAGGGACAACAGACAGGAGUGAUAUGAAGACACCUCAGAAACCCAAUGUAGGCAACAGUGAUUCGAAAACAUCUCAGACACCCAGUAGCGUAGGAACAACAGACAGGGGUGACACAAAGACGCCAGAUAGGAGUGAUAUAAGGACACAUCAGAAACCCAGUGUAGGGACAACAGACAACAGUGAUAUGAAGACACCUUAUAAACUCAGCGAGGGAACAACAGAUAUGAGUAAUACUAAGACACCUCAGAAACCCAGUGUAGGGACAACAGACAGGAGUGAUAUGAGGACAACAGACAGAACUGACACAAGGACACCUCAGAAACCCACUGCAGGGACACGUGACAGGAGUGAUAGGAAAAUACUUCAGAAACCCAGUAGUGUAGGGACAACAGACAGGAGUGAUAUAAAGACACUUCUAAAACCCAGCAUAGAGACAACAGACAGGAGUGAUCCAAAGAUGCCAGAUAGGAGUGAUAUCAGGACACAUCAGAAACCCAGUGUAGGGACAACAGACAGGGGUAACAUGAAGACACCUUAUAAACUCAGUGAGGGAACAACAGACAAGAAUGAUCCAAAGACAUUUCAGAAACCCAAUGCAGGGACAACAGACAACAGUGAUACAAAGACACUUAAAAAACCCAGUAGUGUAGGGACAACAGACGGGAGUGAUUUGAGGACAGUUCAGAAACCCAGUGUAGGGACAACAGACAAGAGUGAUACAAAAACACAUCCAAAACCCAGUGUAGGGACAACAGACAAAACUGACAUGAAGACACCAUAUAAACUCAGUGAGGGGCCAACAGACAUGACUGACACAAAGACACCUCAGAAACCCACUGUAGAUACAACAGACAGGAGUGACACAAAGACACAUCAGAAACCCAGUGGUGUAGGGACAACUGACAGGCGUGACCCAAAGACGCCAGAUAGGAGUGAUAUCAGGAUACCUGAAAAACCCAGUGUAGGGACAACAGACAGAACUGACAUGAAGACACCUUAUGAACUCAGUGAGGGAACAACAGACAACAGUGACACAAAGACACCUCGAAAACCCAGUGUUGGAACAACAGGUAAAACUGACAUGAAGACACCAUAUAAAUCCAGUGAGGGGCCAACCGACAGGAGUGAUACGAGGACGCCUCUAAAACCCAGUGAAGGGACCACAGACAGGAGUAACAUGAAGACACCUUAUAAAUUCAGUGAGGGGACAAGAGAGAAGAAUGAUCCAAAGACACCUCAGAAACCGAGUAGUGUAGGGACAACAGACAGGAGUAACAUGAAGACACCUUAUAAAUUCAGUGAGGGGACAACAGAGAAGAAUGAUCCAAAGACACCUCAGAAACCCGCUGUAGAAUCAACAGACAGAACUGACAUGAGAACACCUCAGGAACCCAGUGUAGGGACAAGAGACAACAGUGACAUGAAGACACCUUAUAAAGUCAGUGAGGGAACAACAGACAGGAGUGACACAAAGACACCUCGAAAACCCAGUGUAGGGACCACAGACAGGAGUAACACAGAGACACCAGAUAGGAGUGAUAUGAAGACACCUCAGAAACCCAGUAGUGUAGGAACAACAGACAGGAGUAACAUGAAAACACCUUAUAAAUUCAGUGAGGGAACAACAGAGAAGAAUGAUCCAAAGACACCUCAGAAACCCGCUGUGGAGUCAGCCGACAGAACUGACAUGAGAACACCUCAGGAACCCAGUGUAGGGACAACAGACAUGAGUAACACAGAGACACCAGAUAGGAGUGAUAUCAGGACUCAUCAGAAACCAGACAACAGUAAUACAAAGACACUUCAAAAACCAAGUAGUGUAGGGACAACAGACAACAGUGACACAGGAACACCAGAUAGAAUUGAUAUGAAGACACCUCAGAAACCGAGUAGUGUAGGGACAACAGACAGGAGUGAUAUGAAGACACCUCAGAAACCCAGUAGUGUAGGGACAACAGACAGGAGUAACAUGAAGACACCUUAUAAAUUCAGUGAGGGGACAACAGAGAAGAAUGAUCCAAAGACACCUCAGAAACUCGCUGUAGAGACAACAGACAUAACUGACAUGAGAACACCUCAGGAACCCAGUGUAGGGACAACAGACAACAGUGACAUGAAGACACCAUACAGACCCAGUGUAGGGACAACAGACAGGAGUGACACAAAGAUGCCAGAUAGGAGUGAUAUCAGGACUCAUCAGAAACCAGACAGCAGUAAUACAAAGACACUUCAAAAACCAAGUAGUGUAGGGACAACAGACAACAGUGACACAGGAACACCAGAUAGAACUGAUAUGAAGACACAUCAGAAACCGAGUAGUGUAGGGACAACAGACUGGAGUGAUAUGAAGACACAUCAGAAACCCAAUGUAGGCAACAGUGAUUCGAAAACAUCUCAGACACCCAGUAGCGUAGGAACAACAGACAAGGGUGACACAAAGACGCCAGAUAGAAUUGAUAUCAGGACACAUCAGAAACCCAGUGUAGGGACAACUGACAACAGUGACAUGAAGACACCCUAUAAAGUCAGUGAGGGAACAACAGACAGGAGUGAUACAAAGACACCUCGAAAGCCCAGUGUAGGGACCACAGACAGGAGUGACAUGAAGACACCCUAUAAAGUCAGUGAGGGAACAACAGACAGGAGUGAUACAAAGACACCUCGAAAGCCCAGUGUAGGGACCACAGACAGGAGUGACAUGAAUACACCUCAGAAACCCAGUAGUGUUGGGACAACAGACAGGGGUGACACAAAGACGCCAGAUAGAAUUGAUAUCAGGACACCUCAGAAACCCAGUGUAGAGACAACAGACAGGAGUAACAUGAAGACACCUUAUAAAUUCAGUGAGGGGACAACAGAGAAGAAUGAUCCAAAGACACCUCAGAAACUCGCUGUAGAGACAACAGACAGAACGGACAUGAGAACACCUCAGAAACCCAGUGUAGGGACAACAGACAACAGUGACAUGAAGACACCUUAUAAAAUCAGUGAGGGAACAACAGACAGGAGUGACACAAAGACACCUCAGAAACCCGCUGCAGAGACAACAGACAGAACUGACAUGAAGACUCCCAAUAAACCCAGUGUAGGGACAACAGACAGGAGUGAUACAAAGGUGCCAGAUAGGAGUGAUAUCAGGACUAAUCAGAAACCAGACAGCAGUAAUACAAAGACACUUCAAAAACCAAGUAGUGUAGGGACAACAGACAACAGUGACACAGGAACACCAGAUAGAAUUGAUAUGAAGACACCUCAGAAACCGAGUAGUGUAGGGACAACAGACAGGAGUGAUAUGAAGACACCUCAGAAACCCAGUAGUGUAGGGACAACAGACAGGAGUAACAUGAAGACACCUUAUAAAUUCAGUGAGGGGACAACAGAGAAGAAUGAUCCAAAGACACCUCAGAAACCCGCUGUUGAGUCAGCAGACAGAACUGACAUGAGAACACCUCAGGAACCCAGUGUAGGGACAACAGACAGGAGUAACACAGAGACACCAGAUAGGAGUGAUAUCAGGACUCAUCAGAAAUCAGAUAACAGUAAUACAAAGACACUUCAAAAACCAAGUAGUGUAGGGACAACAGACAACAGUGACACAGGAACACCAGAUAGAAUUGAUAUGAAGACACCUCAGAAACCGAGUAGUGUAGGGACAACAGACAGGAGUGAUAUGAAGACACCUCAGAAACCCAGUAGUGUAGGGACAACAGACAGGAGUAACAUGAAGACACCUUAUAAAUUCAGUGAGGGGACAACAGAGAAGAAUGAUCCAAAGACACCUCAGAAACCCGCUGUUGAGUCAGCAGACAGAACUGACAUGAGAACACCUCAGGAACCCAGUGUAGGGACAACAGACAGGAGUAACACAGAGACACCAGAUAGGAGUGAUAUCAGGACUCAUCAGAAAUCAGAUAACAGUAAUACAAAGACACUUCAAAAACCAAGUAGUGUAGGGACAACAGACAAGGGUGACACAAAGACGCCAGAUAGAAUUGAUAUCAGGACACCUCAGAAACCCAGUGUAGAGACAACAGACAACAGUGACAUGAAGACACCUUAUAAGGUCAGUGAGGGAACAACAGACAGGAGUGAUACAAAGACACCUCGAAAUCCCAGUGUUGCGACAACAGGCCAAACUGAUAAGAAGACACCCAAUAAACCCAGUGUGGGGACAACAGACAGGAGUGACACAAAGAUGCCAGAUAGGAGUGAUAUCAGGACUCAUCAGAAACCAGACAGCAGUAAUACAAAGACACUUCAAAAACCAAGUAGUGUAGGGACAACAGACAACAGUGACAUAGGAACACCAGAUAGAAUUGAUAUGAAGACACCUCAGAAACCGAGUAGUGUAGGGACAACAGACAGGAGUGAUAUGAAGACACCUCAGAAACCCAAUGUUGACAACAGUGAUUCGAAAACCUCUCAGACACCCAGUAGUGUAGGAACAACAGACAGGGGUGACACAAAGACGCCAGAUAGUGAUAUAAGGACACAUCAGAAACCCAGUGUAGGGACAACAGACAACAGUGACAUGAAGUCACCUUAUAAAGUCAGUGAGGGAACAACAGACAGGAGUGACACAAAGACACCUCGAAAGCCCAGUGUAGGGACCACAGACAGGAGUAACACAAAGACACAUCAGAAACAAGCUGUGGAGACAACAGACAGAACUGACACGAGAACGCAUAACAAACCCAGUGUAGAGAUAACAGACAACAGUGAUAUGAAGCCACCUCAGACACCCAGUGUAGGGACAAUAGACAUGACUGACCCAAAAAUGCCAGACAGGAGUGAUAUGAGGACAACAGACAGAACAGACACAAAGACACCUCAGAAACCCACUGCGGGAACAGAUGACAGGAGUGAUACUAAGACACCUCCAAAACCCAGUGUAUGGACAACAGACAGAAAUUAUACAAAGAUACUUGAGAAACCCAGUGUAGUGACAACAGACAGAAGUGACAUGAAGACACCCAAUAAACCCAGUGUAGGGACCACAGACAGGAGUAACACAAAGACACCAGAUAGGAGUGAUAUCAGGACACAUCAGAAACCAGACAACAGUCAUACAAAGACACCUCAGAAACCCAGUAGUGUAGGGACAGCAGACAACAGUGACACAGGAACACCAGAUAGAACUGAUAGGAAGACACAUCAGAAACCCAAUGUAGGCAACAGUGAUUCGAAAACAUCUCAGAAACCCAGUGUAGGAACAACAGACAACAGUGACACAAAGACGCCAGAUAGAAUUGAUAUCAGGACACAUCAGAAACCCAGUGUAGGAACAACAGACAACAGUGAUAUGAAGACACCUUAUAAACUCAGCGAGGGGCCAACCGACAGGAGUGAUGUUAAGACGCCUCCAAAACCCAGUGUGUGGACAACAGACAGGAAUGACCGAACAGAUAGAGUUGAUAUCAGGACACCUCAGAAACCCAGUGUAGGGACACCAGACGGGAGUGACAUGAAGACACCUCAGAAACCCAGUGUAGGGACACCAGACGGGAGUGACAUGAAGACACCUUAUAAACUCAGUGAGGGGCCAACAGACAGGAGUGAUACAAAGACAUUUCAGAAACCCAGUAUAGAGACAACUGACAGGACUGACACAAAGACUCCAGAUAGGAGUAAUAUCAGGACACCUCAGAAACCCAGUGUAGGGACAACAGACAGAAGUGAUAUAACAGACAACAGUGAUAAUAAGACACCUCAGAGACCCAGUAUUGUGGGAACAAAAGAUAGGACUGACAUGAAGACACUUCAGAAACCCAGUGUAGGAACAACAGAUAGGAGUGACACAAUGAUGCCAGAUAGGAGUGAUACCAGGACACCUCAGAAACCCAGUGUAGGGACAACAGACAGGACUGACACAAACACACAUCAGAAACCCAGUGAUGUAGGGACAACAGACAUGAGUGAUAUGAGGACACCUGAGAAACCCAGUGUGAGGAUAACAGACCGGAGUGGCAUGAGGUCGCCUCAUAAACCCAGUGAGGGGGCACCAGACAGGAGUGACACACAGUCGAGGAGGACGGAGCCACCAACACCCGCUGACAUCAAUGGAAAGGACUUGAGUCCAAAACCAGAUAAACAGCAAAUAAAAUCAAGCACUGGUGCAAAGACAUCCAAUCAAUUAAACACAGAUGUGUCUAAAGAUCCUGAAAAGGGAACAAGUUUGAAUACGCAUGUUGGUGAAGUCAACGUCACAAAUACGAGCCACCAAAUAACGGCAACUGUUUCGCCUCUAAAGUCCAGGGACGGAGAACGCACAGAUUCAGGCAUAAUAGACAAAGGAAAAAACACCAAAACCAAGUAUCCACUGCCAAGCAACAAACAAGAGGGAGCGGGAAAGAGUGCAAAACCCGUAAACAAUAACAAGGAAACAGCCAGCCUGAUUCCAACUGGCACGCUCAAAAAUCCACCUCCCUCAGAAAGAGGAGCAAAUGAAAAAGACAUGAGGCCAAAAGAUUUAAGCAUGCCCAGUGAAAACAAAGUUGAUUUGCAUUCAGGCUUCAUCACCUCGAGCACAUCAGUGGUGUCAGGUUCGGGGCUUCAUGAAAAUACUGAUGCCAGUGGGGGACCACAAUCAACACAAGCUCCCACAAACAACAAUAAGAAUGUGGGAGAGAACCCCAAACGUGUAGAGCACGGAUUAAAAACUGUAGAUGACUUAUCCACUGACCAUCUCCCCGAGAGGAACAGCCAAAGCCCUGUGAAAAGUAUGACAACACCUGCCUCUGGGCCUGAUGUCAGUGCGGUCAAGACAAACGAUCCACACAGCUCUGUGAAAGAUGUGAAAAGCCAGACACCGUCACAUUAUCACUCUGAGAACAGACCAGAUGAGGAAAUGAAGGCAACAAUGAAAUCAAACACAUCCAUGACACAUAAACCUAAUAACACAUCUGGACUGAAUAAAUUAUUACCAUUUCACCUGAACAAAAACCAAACCAAAGAGAGGCCGGUGGUCAUUGAGAAAAAGCAGCCCACACAAAGAGGAGAACAGGCCAAAAACACAAAGCCAAAAGAUUCAAACAUACAGAGUGAAAAGAAAGACCAUUCAGGCCGCAAAUCAAAUGCAAGCACAUCAGUGGUGUCAGGUUCGGGGCUCCAUGAAAGCACUGAUAUCAGUGGGGGACUAAAAUCAACACAAGCUCCUAUUAACAGCAAUGAGAAUGUGGGAGAGAGAGGAGGGUCUCUUGUAAAGCCCGGUGAUAACAGUGCUCGGACAGAUGACACUGGGAAGCAAGCUAUGGAGACGCGAAACAAAACACGGACCCUUGACCAAAAAUCACACAUUCCAGGAACCAUGAAGUCAUCUGCAGAGGAGAAGGGCGUUUUGGAGGGAAAUGAAAAAUUCAGUCAAUUACCUGAUGUAAACAAAGCAAGCACACAACAGAUGGAAAGCAAUAUUUCUGGGAAACACAUAAAUCUUGUAGAAGGGGUUGGGGAGACGAGUGCUGGUUUACACACGGACAUUAGCUCCGACACCCGCGAUAUUAAACUCCCCACUGGAGAUAUGAAACAGACCCCAUCUGGUGACAGAGACAGCUACAGUGACGUCCUAAGGAGAAUAUUAAAACCUUUUGACCAAACAAAUCAGAACACGUCCAAAGAAUUAGCAAACAAUAACACAAUCAACCUCAACCAACCAAACAGCACAGGCCGUUCUACUGAGGGCAGGCCUAAGGGCGAGGACAGUCCCAUGUCACGGCUCAAGCCACAGGAGCCUUUGGGUACGGGAAACAGAACAAGGAAAGUGAAUCCUGAUGCAAAGCUGGAAAAUGAAGAGAGCCAAGUGAGUCCUGAUUCGGCAGGCAAUAACAAACCUGGCAUCACACCAUCACGCAUCACACCGACACGUGUUCCGAUAGCCCUCAGCGUGCCCAAGCGUGUGACGCAGCCUAUCACACGUGCAGAAGAUAAUGAAGACAACACCAAGGGAACAAGUAGUGCUCAGUCACACCACCCACAGGGCAGGGACGGAGGCGAGGCACCCAGCACAAGCACUGUGGCCAGCAGUGGAGGAGAGCGGCCGACCUCCCCCUACUCUGUUGACAGGCGCAAAAACGGCAGUCAUCCUUUGAUCCCCAGACAGCCGUGGAAAACAAAAAGCAAAAGCCCUCCCGGAGCGAACCCGUUAAAGGGCAAAGGACAGAAGGAUAGCAUCAAGCGUGUAGAGGAGGGAUUGAAACCCGCUGUGGAUGACUUAUCCACUGACCAUCUCCCCGAGAGAAACAGCCAAAGCCCUGUGAAAAAUAUGACAGCACCACCUGCCUCUGUGCCUGAUGUCAGUGCGGUCAAGACAAAUGAUCCGAAAGGCUUGGUGAAAGAUGUGAGAAACCAGACACUGUCACAGAAGUACAGAACAGAUGAGGAAACCCCGACUGUUAAAUCAAACACAUCCAUGACACACAAGGCUAACCACUCCACUGCACUGAAGAUAUUACUGCAGCACCUGAACAAAAACCAAACCAAAGACAGGCAGGAGACCAUGAAGAAAAAGGAGCCUGUGGUUACUAACAUAAAUAAUAAAAAGAAAAAAACAGAUCCAUUUCCUUGGAUCACGGGAAAAGGCCUAAAUAAGGCAGAACCAAAUCCAGGCCAGGGCAGCAGGAACAGCAGCCAGCUGACCAGUCAGAGCCCACCAGAAUACGGAGUAGCAGACACCCACGAGGUCAGGGGGUCAAAAUCCCUGACCGUGGAGGGGGUACAGGCGAACCUUCCAGGGCCAUCAGAUCCCAAUGGUAACACCGGAACGGCUAAACCAGCCCAAUACUGCUCAGACUACACUGCGAGCGAGACGAAAAAGUCUGGCAUCUUCAUCGUCCGGCCCGACCUGAGGAACAGCUCCUUCCCUGUGCUGUGCGAGAUGGAGGCCUAUGGAGGGGGCUGGACCCUGCUCCAGCGCCGCUAUGACGGCAGUGUCAGCUUCAACCGCACCUGGAAUGACUACAAAAAGGGCUUUGGUCGUUUGGAUGGUGAGUUUUGGCUGGGCAACGACAUGAUCCACCUGCUCACCCGCGGUAGAGAGAUGGUCCUGCGUAUCCAGCUGGAGGACUUUGAGGGGCUUAAAGCUUACGCAACCUAUGAGCACUUCUCAGUGGCCAGUGAACAGGAGAAGUACAGGCUGAGCAUAGGGGCGUACUCUGGUACAGCUGGAGACGCCCUUCACUUCAGUCGGACUUUUGACCAUGACCAGAAGCCUUUCACCACUCACGACAGAGACAAUGACCAGUAUCCAUCUGGCAAUUGUGGGGCCUACUAUGGCUCGGGCUGGUGGUUUGACUCUUGUAUGUCAGCCAAUUUGAAUGGCAAAUACUACAAGCCGUGGUAUAGAGGAGUCCGGAACGGCAUCUACUGGGGAGCCUGGCCCAACAUCUCCAGAGAGUUAUAUCCAACUAAUUACAGACGUGCAUUUAAGACUGUGUCAAUGAUGAUAAGACCCAGUGACUACAAACCACAAUAACAAUGUUGAAUUGUGUAAAGGUUAAUAUGGUAUACAAACUUACUUUGUGUGUAAAAGAUGAGGUAAAUAACACUGACCUACUACACUGACAUUUGCGGUUACAGUUUGUAACAAACUUAUGAUUUGUGACAUGUCUCAGUGAUUAACUGGAUUGCUGGGAUUUUUUUUUAAAUGUUAUCUAUAUGUAACAAUGGCAACUUUUACUUAUUUAAGCAAUAUGCAAUUCCUGAAUAACAGUCCAAUGUUAUGCAACCUGAAACCAAACAAUACAUUGAUGUAUAUUCAGUCAUAGCAAUUAUGUAAAAAGUGAAGUAACAUUUUUUACUACAUUCAGUUUUACAUUUUAAUUUCCGUAUCUAAUCACCACUGAUUACAGUUUAGUUUUCUGGCAUUGCAGAUCUGAACGUUUCAAGUAUGUCUGACAUGUGCAUAGCAUUUGUUCCUUUUGUAGAAGGAAAUGAACCUUGUCUGAAUGUAAAUAAAAGUUUGACUUACAGGGAUGAAUGCAGUCAAAAUCACUAAAAUGUUUUUGUUUAAAUGGCUGACUGCACAGUAACUUUUAUUGAACAAUCUGGACCAAUAAAAUUGUUUUUGAUUCCAA
Messenger RNA from Engraulis encrasicolus (European anchovy), 13521 nucleotides. RefSeq names its product mucin-3B-like. The coding region runs from base 300 to 12920 and encodes 4206 amino acids. The transcript has 2 exons. Lineage: Eukaryota; Metazoa; Chordata; Actinopteri; Clupeiformes; Engraulidae. The record is from RefSeq and is a predicted model, not a curated record.